AUGGGUAAGCGCAAGGGUCGUCGUCGAAAAGCCUCAUUGAAGUCAUACGGAUCUGCAAAUGCUGGGCUACCGGAUCCUUCGUACGCGCGAAAUUGCUGUGAUGGUUUCAAUAGCGACGAGGGGAAAACUACUGUGUCCGGAUCGAGCGGUGACGACGACGAAGAAGUGAUUGAUGCGCAGGCUGACGCUAUCGAUAGUUGUGCAAACAAAGAGAAAAUGAAAAUGGGCAGCUGCUGCAAAAGAAAGAAUGACGAGAAGAUGGAUGAAAGCUGCUCUUUCAAAAACAAGUCAAACUGCAACGAGAAGAGAGCUGAAAUCAUGAAGACUGAUGUGAAGGUCGUCCACAUAUCCACGAAUAUAGACAAUUUUUGUGAUCAAACUGGUUCGAAGCCAUUAAAUUGCUGCUCGUCAAAGCAGCGUGCAACUUUAAAUGAUCCGGAUGUAUCAGCGAUAGACUUUCAAAAGAAAUGUUGUGCGUCGAGAGUGGUCCAGGCAUCGAGUAGCCCUUACUGCUACGUAUCCAAUAGAAUAGCUAUUAAUGCAAAUGAUCGUAACAUUUGUGAGUCAAACAAAACGACAUCAUUGUCUAAAUGUUGCUCGAAAGCAGCGAGUAUUAAGGCCGACGCUGACGAUUGUUGUGGAAACCGAAACAAGGUAAAGACGUCGAAGCUCUACAUGUCUAAUUCUCAGACGCCUUCUCUUGGUAAUUGCUGCUCAUCUCCUCUUAUGGCUAAUCAAGAGCCCUCAAAUUCAGGUUGCUACUCAAUUGGUGCGCAGGAUCUGUCACCUCCUGAGAGAUCUUCGAGUUUCUUAGAGCGAUUGAUGGAGUUUCGUCGUGAUCGUGGGGCUUCUCUCGAGAAACAAAGGUUCCAGUCUACAAAUUUAGGACCAAAGACUAAAUCAAAUGAGUCACUGGAAGUUCUUCGCUUGAACAUUAGUGGAAUGACGUGCAAUGGCUGCUGUACGCGCAUUGAAAAGUUUAUGAGUACUCAGCGAGGAGUCACGGAUGUCAAUGUGAGUCUGCUUACAAGUCGUGGAGUGUUUUGUUUUGAUCCGCAACUCGUCACGGCAAAAACUAUUGAAGACACAGUGGCUUCCUUGGGAUUUGAGCCAAGUGUGCUGUCCAGUGACGAUCUGGUGAGUGUCAUGCUAUAUUUUGGCCAACCCGAGAGAUCGAUACAAGCUCAGAAGCUGGCACUGGCAAUCUCCGGUGUCGUUAGAGUAAAAGACGUAAAAAACCAGAAGGCUCUCGGCAAAGCACUAAUAGUCGAGUACAAUCCCGACCUCAUAGGUGCUCGACGAAUAUGUAAUUACUUGUCGCAAGAGCUAGGGUCUGCCGUACAAGCAUCAACUCCAAGAACGCCAUCAGUUCGUGCGAGUGCGGAAGAAAUGCAACGCAUCGCUAAGCACUUGCUCUGGAGCAGCUUGCUGUCGCUACCAGUUAUACUCAUCGAGUUUGUUUUGCCGGUCCUUUACCCAUCGUCUCGUACUAAUCUAGAAGAUGUAGGAUUUUUUGGCUCUGCAAACCGCUUGAGUAUAAAGGAUGCGGUGGAAUUAGCAUGCGCGACGCCGGUGCUUUUCCUCAUAGCGCGUCCCAUUCACGAGAGCGCCUUUUUGGCUCUGCGUUACGGUGGGCGCGUUACCAUGGAUGUCCUCAUUUCGCUGAGUGCUUGCACAGCGUACGCUUUUUCCAUCUUCACUGUUGUUUCUGGUGCGAUCGCAAAAUCUCAACCACAAGAUUCUCAAGCGGAUCAACUAACAAAGUUGCCUGAGCACUCAGCUCAAGACGACUCGCUACGAAAGAAUACAUUCUUUCAAGUCACUGUGUUCCUGGUUACUCUCAUUCUCGUUGGUCGGUUCAUUGAAACACUAGUCAAAGCUCGUGCAUCGAACAGUGUGGAUUCAUUGCUGCGGAUGCAAGCUAAGACAGCCAUUUUGCUCGAAGAAGGGGACGAAAAAGAGUUAUACAUUGACGUGGCGCUCGUGGAACGUGGUGAUCUGCUCAAAGUCCUUCCUGGAACACGCAUACCAACGGAUGGCGUUGUUGUCAAAGGCGCUUGUGUUUUGGACGAGUCCAUGGUGACGGGUGAAGCUCAUAAAGUAGCUAAGGAGCCUGGGGACAUCGUCAUUGGUGGAUCUAUUAAUUUUCAUGGUGUUUUAAUCAUGCAGGUGAGUCAUACCAUUCAUGAAUCUAUGCUGGCACGCAUGGUCCGACUUGUAGGGGAAGCACAGGCCUCUCGUGGUUUGCGCCAGAGCGUUGCAGAUGCCGUGGCUGCUUAUUUUACAACAUUCAUCAUUAUUCUCGCGGGUCUGAUAUUCUUAGUGUGGUAUUCGCUUGCUAUGUACGGUCAAGUUGAAACACAAGGGUGGGCGCCUUUUCCGUUUGCACUGCGCUUCGCGAUCACAGUGCUAGUCAUCAGUUGCCCUUGUGCAAUCAGUCUUGCUGUGCCGACAGCAAUUAUGAUUGCGACAACUAAAGGUUCUCAAAUAGGUAUUCUUUUCAAAGGAGGUCGCGCCCUAGAAGCAUUUGAAGAAGUUAAUGCCGUUGUGUUCGACAAGACAGGAACACUCACAAGUGCGCAACUUGAGGUCUCCAGUGUCUUUACACUGCAGACAUCUAUGACCGAAUCACAGCUUUGGAGCUUUGUCGCUGCUGUUGAGAAGAGCAGUGAACAUUCCAUUGGUAGAGCUCUUCUAGCACACGCAAUAACCCAUCUUCAAGGAUCACAAGUCGACGAGGCUGAAAUAUUUGAGGCCAUACCGGGAUGUGGUGUUCACUGUACAGUACGAGGUGUCGAUGUGCAUCUCGGCUCUCUUGUUUGGCUAAGACAGCAGACGUAUGCUGGCUCCCGCACUUUAAAUGUUCCUCCCGAGUUCAUUUUAACAAACAAACGAUUCCAGUCUGAAGGCAGCAUUGUGGUCUUUGUUGUUGUUGACGGUGAAUUAGUAUCGGCGAUCGCACUUCGAGAUACAUUGCGUCCGGAAGCUAAGCGUGUCAUCGAACAGGUGAAGCGCUACGGAAUUCAACCAUGGAUUCUGACUGGUGAUCAGCGCGGCACGGCCAAGACUGUGGCGGCGACAUUAGGCGUGCCCGAAAGCUCGGUGCUUGCUGAGUGUCUACCGCAUCAAAAGGUUGACAAGGUGCGCUUACUUCAAAGUUUAGGGCUGCGCGUCGCGUUUGUAGGGGAUGGUGUGAAUGAUGCUCCAGCGCUGGCAACAGCAGACGUAGGCGUUGCACUUGGUGCUGGAACGGAUGUAGCGCUUGACGCUGCAGACGUUGUCUUGGUCAAAGAUGAUCUUCGCGAUUUACUUAAUGCUCGAGCGCUUUCAAACGCAACUAACCGACGUAUUAAGCACAACUUUGCGUGGGGAUUUAUGUACAAUCUGCUGAUGAUGCCGAUUGCUUGUGGGGCAUUGUAUGCUCCUCUCGGGAUAUGGAUUCCUCCAGCUCUCGCUGGAUUGUCAGAACUAUUAUCGUCCGUGCCGGUGAUCCUCUUUUCAUUGCUACUUAAUCGCUGGAAGCCGCCAUUCGGUGGUGACUGGGGACUUAAACAAAAUCACCUAACAAUCGACGUUAUCGAGUCGACGCCUCUGCUGUCGAAGCAUGGUUGA
Plasmopara halstedii is the source of this 3612-nucleotide messenger RNA. Its product is annotated as copper-translocating p-type atpase. Lineage: Eukaryota; Oomycota; Peronosporomycetes; Peronosporales; Peronosporaceae. Gene Ontology annotation, biological process: copper ion homeostasis; monoatomic cation transport. The record is from RefSeq and is a predicted model, not a curated record. The transcript has a single exon. Gene Ontology annotation, cellular component: membrane. Gene Ontology annotation, molecular function: ATP hydrolysis activity; ATP binding; P-type divalent copper transporter activity. The coding region runs from base 1 to 3612 and encodes 1203 amino acids.